AUGCUUUCUCCUAUUGUAAGAAAGGGACUUUUGCAGAGUUCUAGACAUGCAAGAUCAUUUAGUUCCAGCCGAAUCCUCUCGGCGCAAGAGGUCAAAAGCUUGGGUGUUGUUGGAGCUGGGCAAAUGGGCUUGGGGAUAGCACUAGUAGCGGCACAAAAAGCUGGUGUACCAGUCACUCUCGUAGACACAAAUCAAGCCUCCCUUGAUAAAGGCCUCAAGUUUGCCGAUAAGCUCUUGGCCAAAGAUGUUGCCAAAGAACGCAUAACCCAAGAACAAUCCGACAGCAUCCGCUCCCUUCUCACCCCAACCACAAAGAUGGACGAUCUUUCCUCCGCAGACUUCGUAAUUGAAGCUGUUCCCGAAAUUCCAUCCUUAAAAUUCUCCAUCUUCAGUUCCCUCGCCCAAAUAUGUCCUCCACACGCCAUCCUGGCCACAAAUACCUCCUCCAUAUCCAUAACCCGAAUUGCCGCGUCCACAACCAAGGAUCCCAAAGAUACCAGCGCUUCUUCUCGUGUAAUCUCAACACAUUUCAUGAAUCCAGUGCCUAUUCAAAAGGGUGUGGAAAUCAUUACAGGAUUACAGACGAGUCAAGAUACAGUGGAUGCGGCUAUUGAGUUCUGCAAACGAAUGGGUAAAAUCCCAUCUACAUCAGCGGAUUCACCGGGCUUUUUGGCGAACCGAAUCCUCAUGCCUUAUAUCAAUGAAGCUAUAAUAUGCUUAGAAACUGGUGUCGGGAAAAGAGAUGACAUCGAUGCGAUAAUGAAGAACGGAACUAAUGUACCCAUGGGGCCGUUGCAAUUGGCGGACUUUAUUGGUAUUGAUACCUGCUUAGCAAUUAUGAAGGUCUUAUAUGAGGAGACAGGAGAUAGCAAAUAUAGACCUAGUGUACUACUAGGAAAAAUGGUAGAUGCGGGGUGGUUAGGUAAAAAGAGUGGAAAGGGGUGA
Molecule: messenger RNA, 945 nt
Organism: Sclerotinia sclerotiorum 1980 UF-70
Lineage: Eukaryota; Fungi; Ascomycota; Leotiomycetes; Helotiales; Sclerotiniaceae
Exons: 3
Coding region: 1-945 (314 amino acids)
Biological process (GO): fatty acid metabolic process
Molecular function (GO): NAD+ binding; oxidoreductase activity, acting on the CH-OH group of donors, NAD or NADP as acceptor
Source: RefSeq, a predicted model, not a curated record